Molecule: messenger RNA, 2931 nt
Organism: Phoenix dactylifera (date palm)
Lineage: Eukaryota; Viridiplantae; Streptophyta; Magnoliopsida; Arecales; Arecaceae
Product: Tetratricopeptide repeat (TPR)-like superfamily protein
Molecular function (GO): protein binding
Source: RefSeq, a predicted model, not a curated record
UCCAGGCAGGCUAGGAAAGUGAGGAAUAACAAGGCUCUAACCUCCUGUCUCUAGUCAAGCUCUUUUGAGCCGGAGUGUGGGAAGUGGAUAUGGGAGAGCGGCAUGGAUGGUUUGAGACCAACCAUGCAAGAUUAGACUGCCAAACACAUUGAAGCCAUCUCCACAGCCCCUAAAUCCUCUCUCUUUCUCUCUCUCUUCCCCCUCGCGCAAAAAAUGGAGGGAACCCUCUUCCCCAACCGGCCAACGUUGCCAACCCAAACCACAAAACCACCUCAAAAACCCUCAAAUCAUCCCACGAGAUUCAACCUUUCCCUCCCCCCUCCUCCCCCCUCUCCCUCCAAGUCCAUUCCCUUGGACUCCCUACUCCAACACCUCACCGAAGAGAAUCGCACCACCCCGUCCCAUAAAAAUCCCACCUUUCCUUCCUUGGAGCUCGCCCUGUCGUCAAUUCACGAGGAGAAGCCCUCCCCGGCCUCCCUGCCUCGGCUCGGCAAUGGCGAAGAGGGCUUCCGAGGAGGCCUACAGGACCGCCGCCUGGAAUUCCUCUCCAGAAAAGGCAAGUCUUUGCUCAAUUCCAUCAUCAAACAGCCUCUCCCCGCAUUGAAUUCCUAUCUGGAAUCGGCAAAAGAUGAGAUUUUUGGCCUGGAUUUGAUCAGCCUUUUGAAGGGGCUCGAGCGCUCGGGGAAUUGGGAGAGAGCCCUCCUCUUGUUUGAAUGGGUCGCCUCCAAUCCGGACGUCAGAGGAGCCAAAUUAGAUGCCCCGGCAAUCGAAGUCAUCGUUCGGGUGCUGGGCAGACAAUCCCAGCAUUCCAUUGCCUCCAAGCUGUUUGAUUCUAUUCCACUGGAGGACUACUGUCUUGAUAUCCGUGCGUACACUACCUUGCUCCAUGCCUAUUCCCGGGCAGGCAAGUACGAUAGAGCCAUUGCCUUAUUUGAACAGAUCAAGGAGAAAGGACUAUCGCCCACCUUGGUCACCUACAAUGUAGUGCUUGAUGUAUAUGGUCGCAUGGGCCGGUCUUGGAAUAGGAUAUCGGCCCUUCUGAAUGAGAUGAAGAGCAGCGGGGUGGCUUUCGAUGAGUUCACUUGUAGCACUGUCAUAUCGGCUUGUGGAAGGGGAGGGCUGUUAGAGGAGGCAUCAGAGUUCUUCAGACAAGUUAAGUCUCAGGGCUUUGUUCCAGGGAUUGUCACGUAUAAUUCUCUGUUACAGGUGUAUGGGAAGGCAGGAAAUUAUACCGAGGCACUGAGUGUUUUGAAGGAAAUGGAGGAUAAUAACUGCACCCCAGAUGCUGUUACUUUCAAUGAGCUCGUAGCAACAUACGCUAGAGCUGGUUUCUAUGAAGAAGGGGCAGCCGUGUUAGAUAAGAUGACUAAUAAGGGUAUCAUGCCCAACUCUGUUACGUACACCACUGUUAUAAAUGCCUAUGGUAAGGCUGGAAAGGAGAAUGAGGCUCUGGCUUUGUUUGAUCGAAUGAAGAAGUUGGGUUGCGUUCCAAAUGUGUGCACAUAUAAUACUAUUCUCGGAAUGCUUGGGAAGAAAUCACAGUUGGAAGAGAUGUUGAACAUACUUUGUGAGAUGAAGUCUAAUGGGUGUGUCCCCAAUAGGAUUACAUGGAACACAAUGCUGGCAAUGUGUGGUAAAAGGGGUAUGGAGAAGUAUGUGAGCCAGGUGUUUGGAGAGAUGAAGAACAGAGGGGUUCAACCUGAUCGUGAUACCUUCAACACUCUGAUCGCUGCAUAUGGCCGGUGUGGGUUGGGGACUCAUGCUUUGAGGAUGUAUGAUAAGAUGGUUAGGGCUGGCUUUAGCCCUUGCCUUACUACCUACAAUGCACUAUUGAAUGCGAUAGCUAGGAAAGGUGAUUGGGUAGCUGCAGAGUCUGUUAUGCAAGAUAUGAGGAACAAGGGCUUCAAGCCUAAUGAACUAUCAUAUUCUUUGUUGCUCCAAUGCUAUGCAAAGGGAAAACACAUCGAAGGGAUUGAAGCAAUGGAAAAAGAAGUUUAUGAUGGUCGGGUCUUCCCAAGCUGGGUGAUCUUACGAACACUUGUGCUUGCCAACUUCAAGUGUAGAUUGUUGAACGGCAUGGAGAAAGCAUUUGAGGAACUGAAGAGGAAUGGGUACAGGCCUGAUUUAGUUAUCCUCAAUUCAAUGAUUUCAAUCUAUGCAAAGCAUGGGAUGUAUGGCCGGGCUCGUGAUAUGCAUGAUUUGAUCCAUCAGAGUGGGCUGCAGCCUGAUCUCAUCACAUAUAAUAGCUUAAUGGACUUGUAUGCCAGAGCUGGAGAGUGCUGGGAAUCAGAAGAUAUGCUGAGGCAACUUCAAAGGUCAGGAAUUAAACCAGAUGUAGUUUCUUAUAACACUGUGAUCAAUGGAUUUUGCAAGCAAGGGCUCAUGCAUGAAGCCAUGAGGAUUCUGUCAGAGAUGAUGGCUAAAGGUAUUCCUCCUUGCUUGGUGACUUAUAAUACCUUCAUUGGUGGUUAUGUGAAUUUGGAGAUGUUCAGUGAAGCUAGUGAUGUUAUCAGCUACAUGAUGCAGCACGACCACAAGCCUACUGAACUGACAUAUAGGACUAUGGUUGAUGGUUACUGUAAAGCAAAAAGAUGUGAAGAAGCCACGGAAUUUGUAUCCAACAUUUUGCAAGUAGACCCAUCUUUCAAUGAGCAGUUGGUGCAUAAGCUUAUUCGCCGCGUACAGGAGAAUGUUCAGUCAUGGCAACGAUCCAGCUAAUCUCUCCUGGUAAAUGAGAUUAUUGAGAUGCAGCAGUGCACAGCUGAUUAAGUGCUACCAUUUGUUCAUAGUUUUUGUUAUAUAAAACUUUUCUUUGAGAUUUAAGUGCCUGUAAAACCAAUGUCGACCUGUUCACAAUCAUGAUCUGGAAUUGUUAUUGGUUCAGUGUUGAACACUUUUCUGGAUAUAUUGUAUGAGUUUAAUAUUUCUAUA